GUGAAUGAGGGAAAAAAGUAAGGCGAACCAGCAACGACGAGGGCGUAUGCAGAUUGCCUCGUUCCACAAGCUUCUUAUACAUAUCUCACGGCUAGCCUCAAUCGAGAUCGCAUUGCCUCUGGGUAUUCAAUUGAGAACAUGGUCACUCACUGCCCGGACCGAAAUUCAAUCCAGGGGUAUUUGAUUAUAACUUCCUAGGCACGGUCGAAGGCAUGAAUAUCUGCAAGCAGGGAUAACGCGCAGCAAGAGGCUUAGCGCGUGGGCACGCCACCUGCAAGUACUUGAAGUCCAUCAGUGGACUUGAAGUCCUUCUUUCCUUCUCACAUUUUCCACGGCACAAAUUGAAAGGUUGAAGAUCACCUUAUGGAAUCCAUCCCCGAGUCAACCGAUCGUGAUGCUCAUGGAAGUAAAGUUGAAGAAAUUCUUGUCAGGGCCUUGAGUUAUUUAUCGCCAACAGAUAUCAUCAAGUCAGAGGUAAUUGAUACCGUGUCAUUACCCUAAUAUUAGGCCUCGCUGACUUAGAAGCAGAAACUAGAAGCUUCUUUCAGAGAAUUCCUUGAGCGAGGUACCGCAGAAAAUUGCUGGCGACUCGUUCCACUACUUCACAGAGAAGUCUUUUCGGCUAGACCCAAGAGUCCACUUGGAAUUGAUGUAUCAAACUUUCCUCCGUCGAAUUCUUCGCACGACAACUCCCCCUCGAGAGCAUCCGCUGCUCCACAAGACACCCCCUUGACAGCUCCUCCAUCAAGCACCGUCUCAUCCAGCAAUCCUAUCUCAGAGCCCACAUCACAGUGUCAUUCCUCACCAAACACUAUUAUUUCGGCCAGUACACUAUCCGGUGCAGCUCUGUUGACGGAGGUUGUUCCUAGGCCUGCGAGUGCGGAUGCUUCUUCAUCAGGCUCUAACGGUAUCGCUGCGGCGUACUUUGAAAAAAUCCUUGGGCAUGAUAAGCAGAUUCGUGUGCAACGUUUGGUUCGAACUGUUCGUGGCCUAGAAAAGGCCGCAGCACUUCCCUUGCAGUCUUACGAAAGGCUGUGGUCAACCAAGGGGAAGAUAUUUGAAGGUUCCGAAACUGGCCCCAGCGGGAGACUCUGUCGGCUACAGCGAGGUCGCCAGAAGAUAAGGCAGGGAAAUGGAGAGUAUGAAUGUGCAAGCCGCCUCAGCCUUUUGUUCUUGGCCAAUGAUGUAGACCACAUAUAUUCAUCGAACAAGCUAAAACUUUCGUCUGGUCGGGGCCGGAAGACGAUUGCCUUCGAAGAGCUCGCCGAAAGCUCCGGCAUUUCCUUGAACACCCUGAAGGAUGACUACAAGAAAAGCAGAGGCUACAUGCAACUACUUGCUGAGGAAGGUCCUGGUUCUGUUCUCGAGGUUGGGUCGGAGGUCACCGCUAAGUGAGUUCCAAUUGACUUUUAUGCCACUGAAGGCUAACACAUGUUCGAUGAUGUAGUUGGGAGAAGAACUUGACGAAGGAGGAUAUAAGACUUGUCAUUCAGUAUCGGGAAGACAAGCUUCCCGAUCUAGGGAAGCGCGCCAGAUCGUUAAACGCCCCCGCUGCACGCGCCAUUGUUGACGGGCUUCUGGCAUAUGGCUGGACCUACCCUGAAAUCCUUUCGAUACGCAGCGAAUUGAUGAAACAUGUUACACCAUACUUGGAGAUGGACAAGUUAGCCAAUGACAUGGCACAAAAGUCCGAAAAAGCCAGCCUUAACGGAGAUACUGAUCUGUCUUCAAAGAGAAGAUAUGGUGAUGACAUCGACGUUGAUAGUGCAAAGAUAUGCCCACGAUGUUGUUCAGAGCCAGCAGCAGAGGUUAUUCGACCAGUAUCAAAACCCAUAUCCAAACUCGCCCCUACUCCCAUUGCCCCCGAUUACGGGCGGUACGCCGUUUGUCAAUACAGGACAUCCACAGAUCUGGCCUGCCAGCUUUUCACACCAGCAAAUGCCAAUGUGGACUUCGCCAGAACCAGGCCCGAUAAGUUCACUGGCGCAAGCUCAGCACGGGUUACAUGA
Hymenoscyphus albidus is the source of this 2009-nucleotide messenger RNA. The record is from the annotation of a GenBank genome assembly. Lineage: Eukaryota; Fungi; Ascomycota; Leotiomycetes; Helotiales; Helotiaceae.